Molecule: messenger RNA, 459 nt
Organism: Spirodela intermedia
Lineage: Eukaryota; Viridiplantae; Streptophyta; Magnoliopsida; Alismatales; Araceae
Source: the annotation of a GenBank genome assembly
AUGUCUUCGACGAUCUCUGCCGCAGUCAAUGCGUCCUUCCUGUGGGGAAACCUCCCUUCUCCUCCAGCCAGCUUUCCCCUCCGAGGUCCCCUCUGGACGAGGAGACGACGACCCCUUGGCCGGUCGAUUUCCUCCGACGUCACGUUCACCGCCACCGCCAUCUCCGCCGCCGCUUCCUCCCCGGCGGUUGAGGCGGAGGCGGCGGGCUGGGUGGGGGCCAGGGUGAGGGUGACGGCUCCGGUGAAGGUGUACCACAUCCAGAAGGUCCCUGAUCUGGACCUGAUGGGGAUGGAGGGGGUGAUCAAGCAGUACGCCGGGUUGUGGAAGGGGAAACGCAUCUCCGCCAAUCUUCCCUUCAAGGUGGAGUUCGUGUUCCCCGACGGGAUCCAGGGGCGCCGCCCCGGCCCCCUCAAGUUCUUCGCCCAUCUCAAGGACGACGAAUUCGAGUUCCUCGCUUAG